Messenger RNA from Aphidius gifuensis, 597 nucleotides. RefSeq names its product transcription factor MafK (gene maf-S). The record is from RefSeq and is a predicted model, not a curated record. The coding region runs from base 205 to 597 and encodes 130 amino acids. The transcript has 2 exons. Gene Ontology annotation, biological process: regulation of transcription by RNA polymerase II. Gene Ontology annotation, molecular function: RNA polymerase II cis-regulatory region sequence-specific DNA binding; DNA-binding transcription factor activity, RNA polymerase II-specific. Lineage: Eukaryota; Metazoa; Arthropoda; Insecta; Hymenoptera; Braconidae. Gene Ontology annotation, cellular component: nucleus.
AAAUUCUCAUCCAGGUAUAUGGUGCUCUCACUGUGUUGAUGUUGAUCAAUAGAUAGAAGGGAAAAAAUCAUCUUCCAUCUCACUUUAGCAUUUACUAAUGAUGACAAAGCAAUUUUGUUUUGUAAAAAAAAAACAUAAAGACAAGAACUUUUACUGUUCUCUUUUUGAAAUUAUUAAGUGACAAAAAUUAUUAUUCUCCAGAGUAUGGAUGGUAAAAUGCCACAUGACAUGGAACCAUUAUCACCAGGUCCAUGUCUAGACAUAAGCGAUGAUGAGCUAGUGUCAAUAUCAGUACGUGAUUUAAAUCGUCAAUUAAAAUUACGUGGUUUAACUCGUGAUGAAAUUGUUCGAAUGAAACAACGUCGUAGAACAUUAAAAAAUCGUGGAUAUGCAGCAAGUUGUAGAAUAAAACGUAUUGAACAAAAAGAUGAAUUAGAAACUGAAAAAACACAAGAAUACAGAGACAUGGAAGCAAUGCAAGAAGACAAUAACCGAAUGAGAGAAGAAGUUCAAGCUUGGCAUGGAAAAUAUCAAGCAUUAAAAAAAUUUGCAAUGGAAAGAAAAAUUGUUAUUCCUCCAGAAUUACAAACAAUGUAA